CUCCGGCUGCGGUCCGAAAGACCAGUUUACGGUCGCAUGUGCCCCCACGCGCUAUUAUUCAAUACUCGAAUGCCUUUCUCCCGCUCGCCUCGACCCCUCACCCGCAAUACGCCUCUGCUUUGGUUUGUUCAAGAGGUUUGUCUCACUGCAUAACAACCGGGCAGAACCCCUGCGCGUUUGGAACAAGCCCCUCUUCGCUGUCAGACAGUGUGUGCUGGCAGGCCGGGAAAAGAGACGAUGCUGGGUGUUUGAUGACGAUGAUGGCUGGCUGACAUGGAAAAUGCGGGGGGUGGUUUCUGACAGUGAAGCAACCAACUCGAUACACACACACGUACCACCGUCGGCCACAUAGCAGCUUUUCAAACGCCGACACGCUAGACUCGUCUCCCGUACUUGUACAUAUGCAUCGAGGCCGAUGGCCGAAUUGCGCCUAGCGAGGAGCCCAUCCUACGGCUGCCGGGCCCGUCAAGCCUGUCGGGCGGGUAGGAGAGCUGAUUGCAUCGAGUGACAUCAAACCUUGGCCGCCUUCUAGUCCCACCUUUGCCGUCAUGCAGCCCGGCAACUGUGGAGGAGCGUUCUCGGCAUCGCGUGGCCCUCCCUGUUUACAUUGACCCCUCAACAUUUACCUUGUCUGUUGCUCUGCAUUGCUUACCUGCUUAAGAACCCCAUUUCACCGGCCUUGACAGAGCACAAAGCUGCUGUCCUCUGUUACUCCCACUUUUCUUCAAACCACGCGCACAUCUUUGUCCUCCCCUAAUCUCGUAUAUUCCACCACCUUGCCCAGCAGCGGCCGCCGGCCUCAGCAUGAUCCAAACACCCGAGCCAGCGCAGAUAAAAGCAGCCCACUAUGCCACUGCACCCACACCACCCAUUUCCUCACCAGGCUCUCCGUCUAGCGCUGCAAUCUCCAACAAUACUUCCAGGCCGCCUCUCGCCAUGUCCAUCAUCAAUCAUCACCACAUUCUGAUCGUGACCGGGCCAGCCGGUUGCGGAAAGAGUACCGUGGCCAAAGGCCUCUCUGACCGCUAUGGGUUUGACUAUAUCGAAGGCGACGACUAUCACCCCGAAUCCAACGUCCAAAAAAUGAGCGAAAACAUCCCAUUGAACGACGCCGAUCGCUGGGACUGGCUGAUUCUCCUUCGAGAUGCGGCGCUCGAGGCCCUCAAACGCGGCGCCAAAGGCGUUGUCGUGACUUGCAGCGCUCUCAAGAAGAAGUACCGAGAUGUCAUCCGCACGGCCCGUCUAUACGACGAAAACCCGAAUGCCAACGUUCACUUCAUCUACUUGCAGGCGAACCAGGAGCUUUUGCUGGCUCGUGUCGCUGCUCGCCAGAAUCAUUACAUGAAGGAUUCCAUGGUCUUGAGCCAGCUCCAGGACCUCGAAGAACCCGAUGACGAUGAGAUCAACAAGAUCAAGGAUGUCAAGAUCAUCGAUGUUUCAGUUACGCAGGAGCAGGUGGCCCAGCGGGUGGCGGAAGUGGUCGAUAAUCUCCUAAACGAGCUUGCAUGA
This is a messenger RNA of Periconia digitata, 1509 nucleotides long. The record is from the annotation of a GenBank genome assembly. NCBI's taxonomy places the organism in Eukaryota, Fungi, Ascomycota, Dothideomycetes, Pleosporales, Periconiaceae.